AUGGUACUGAGAGAGCUCAGAACGGAUGCUCUUGAGGACCUAUGCACCUAUGAGCAACUUGAACUUUUGAAUUCGGUUGACUCCCUGCGAUCUCAAGGAAUAAGUCAUUAUGUCUCCCUCCCCCAGAUUAUCGUUUGUGGAGACCAGUCUUCGGGCAAAAGCUCCGUAUUGGAAGCCAUUUCCGGGGUUUCCUUUCCUAUCAGAAGCAGUCUUUGUACACGGUUUCCCACAGAGCUUGUCCUCCGCAAGCAUCCACAAGCCAGCGUUAAAGUCUCCGUUGUCGCGCAUCAAUCACGCACUGAGAUGGAGCAAGAACGCCUGAACAGCUUCUGCGAGGAGCUUGAAGACUUUAAGGAACUUCCAAAUCUAAUCGAGAAUGCGAAGGCAGUCAUGGGAAUUUCGACACAUGGGAGGGCAUUUUCCAAUGAUAUCCUUCGCGUGGAGAUCUCCGGUCCCGAUAGACCUCAUUUGACGAUUGUGGAUCUUCCAGGCCUCAUUCAUUCGGAAACAAAGCUUCAAUCAGCUGCAGAUGUUCAGCUGGUUCAGGAUGUGGUCCAGUCCUACAUGCGGGAGCCGCGUUGUAUCAUACUCGCGGUAGUAUCGGCCAAAAAUGACUUUGCCAACCAGAUCGUUUUGCGGCUUGCCCGAAAUGCAGAUGAAGCUGGAACUCGAACCCUCGGGGUUAUCACAAAGCCAGAUACGCUAAUAGCGGAUUCUGAGAGUGAGGCUAUGUUCCUAUCCUUAGCCAAGAAUCAGGAGGUUGAGUUUAGGCUUGGCUGGCACGUGCUCAAGAAUAUGGAUUCAGAGAAGGGAAACUGGACACUGACAAGUCGAAAUAACGAGGAACGGAAUUUCUUCUUGCAAGGUGCAUGGGCCGACAUGCCACACAGUUUAGUUGGUAUUGACGCCCUACGCAGUCGACUUAGCAGAUUGCUUCUACGGCAGAUCGCCUCUGAGCUACCCAGCUUGAUUGACGAGAUUCGUGCCAAGAGCCAAGACUGCCAGUGUCGACUCGAGAAACUUGGAGAGCCUCGGAUCUCAAUAAACGAACAACGGUCUUACCUUCUGCAAAUCAGUCAAUCCUUCCAAUCCCUUAGUCGGGCUGCAGUUGAUGGUACAUACAAUGAACCCUUCUUUGAAGAUGUUCGGUUUGUGGAUGGUUACCCAAAGCGCUUGCGAGCUGUUGUUCAGAACUUGAGCGAAGAUUUCGCAGAUGACAUCACUAAGUACGGGGCUUAUCGCCGGCUCUGUUCUUCCCAUGAUGGAGCAUUUUCACCAGAAGGACAGCUUUUAGUCACCCGUGAUGAAUACAUCAGCCACAUCAAGUCUUUGCUUAAGAAAACAAGAGGCCGUGAGUUACCAGGAACGUUCAACCCGAUGAUCGUGCGGGACUUGUUCCUGGAGCAAUGCAGUCCAUGGGAAGGGUUGACAACAAGACAUACUACAACGGUCUGGGAAGCCGCAAGGGAGUUCCUUCGACUAGCUGUUGGUUACGUUGCAGAUGAAGCUACUGCAAAGGCUUUGCUUGAGGAGAUUAUCGUGCCUGCCUUGGAGGACCUGCGGCAAACACUACAGCAGAAGACAAAAGAAUUGCUUCUACCGCAUCAGAGGGGUCAUCCAAUUACUUAUAAUCAUUACUUCACAGAAACGCUGCAGAAGAUUCGUGCCCAGCGACGUGAGUGCAAUUUGCGUGAUAUCCUUGAAGACUUCUUCAACAUGGAUAACCUGGAAGGACCUUACUACUCUGGGAGCAACAUCUACCCUAAGCAGCUUCUAAAGAACCUGCUCGAAUCUUCUGAGCCUGACAUGGACCGUUUCUCGGCGUCGGAAGCACUGGAUUGUCUGCUCUCCUAUUAUAAGGUCGCUCUAAAACGAUUUGUCGAUGAUAUAGCAAAUGAAGUUAUUGAGGCUAAACUCGUAUCCGCGCUGCCUGGCAUCCUUUCUCCCGUCACUGUUUUUGAUAUGCCCGCCGAAAAAAUCACACGAAUCGCAGGAGAAUCCGAGGAGAAUCAAGCACUGCGCGAACAAUUGAACAAAAAGCUCCAGAUCUUGAGGACAGGCUAUGAGACAUGCAAACGAUUUGUCGGAAUUAGGGCCUCCGAGAUCCGAAAAGAUAGCCGAUUUUACGGCCAAGACGAUCAUGAGGGCUCCUCCGAAGGCUCUUCCAAAAUUUUGGAAGAAUUCAGCGGGCCACACGCAGCUGGACCUAUAACUGCUGGAUCUACCACGUCUACUCCUGCCGCCGGGUUUGAUGACUGCCACUUCACCCCCGAAACAACUCCAUGUUGCGAAAUAGAACCCGAGGAAGCAGAGAAAGAGAUAGGCGAUGAAACGCCACCGCAACCUGCGGCAAGUAAGGCCAAGGGGAAGAAGAAGAAAUCACGAUACAGCUCGCUAACUUGA
Aspergillus calidoustus is the source of this 2403-nucleotide messenger RNA. NCBI's taxonomy places the organism in Eukaryota, Fungi, Ascomycota, Eurotiomycetes, Eurotiales, Aspergillaceae. The record is from the annotation of a GenBank genome assembly.